AUGCCUCCCAAGCCGGACCCAACAGAAAUUAAAAUAGUUUAUCUACGUUGCGUCGGCGGAGAAGUAGGUGCUACGACGUCACUGGCACCAAAAGUUGGUCCUCUUGGUUUGUCUCCCAAGAAAGUUGGUGAUGACAUCGCGAAGGCUACUGCCGAUUGGAAAGGGCUGAAGGUGACCGUGAAGCUAACCAUUCAAAAUCGACAAGCAAAGAUCGAUGUAGUCCCUAGCGCCGCCUCCCUGAUCAUUAAAGAGCUGAAGGAACCGCCACGGGACAGGAAGAAGACAAAGAACAUUAAACACAGUGGCAACCUCACGCUUGAUCAAAUAGUGAACAUUGCGAGACACAUGAGACCGAGGUCAAUGGCCAGAAAGCUAGAAGGCACAGUGAAAGAGAUUCUUGGCACAUGUCAGUCAGUCGGUUGUACGGUCGAAGGGCAGCACCCACACGACAUCAUCGACAAGAUCCGAUCCGGUGAACUGCAGGUUCCAGCCGAAUGUAAUUCAGGAGGCUGCUAA
Messenger RNA from Soboliphyme baturini, 516 nucleotides. Lineage: Eukaryota; Metazoa; Nematoda; Enoplea; Dioctophymatida; Soboliphymatidae. The record is from the annotation of a GenBank genome assembly.